Messenger RNA from Gadus chalcogrammus (walleye pollock), 783 nucleotides. RefSeq lists its product as uncharacterized. Bases 88 to 768 code for a protein of 226 amino acids. The record is from RefSeq and is a predicted model, not a curated record. The transcript has 5 exons. Lineage: Eukaryota; Metazoa; Chordata; Actinopteri; Gadiformes; Gadidae.
CCUAACUUUCAGGAUGGAAGUCACCAACGUGCUGAGAGCAGUGGGAAGCAUGAGGGUGCAGUCUUCCCUGGACCCAGCUGUGUCUCCAUGAAUAGUGACCGUUCUAUGGGUCUUUUUCCUGACUUCAAAAAAGGACAACCCUCCAGAAAGGAGAGACAACACCAGGUGUGUUCAAAGGUUACCGGUGCUCAGUGUGUACCGCAACUUCAAACAGAGCUGAUCAAGAUGGCUGAGGAGAGGGUACACGCUUUUGUAGACAAGGAGCUGAAGAAGCUCUGGAGGGAUAUUUUCCCGCAUGACCCACAAGGCUCAGAGACUCAGAGGGAGGAGGAGGAGGAGUGGUCGGAUUGUAAGAAUGAGGAUCAGAGGAGGCGUGCCAUAGAGGGAGUAGUAGACAUCACAAAGCUCUGUCUGAUGGAGCUCAACCAGGAUGAACUCGCCGGCAAACUGAGGAGCGAAUCUGUUGCUGUAGAGUGCCAACAUAAAAUCAAGGCUCAUCUGAUGGAGAAGUUCAGGUGUGCGUUUCAGGGAGUUGCUAAAGCAGGACUGCCAACAGGUCUGAAUACCUUCUACACAGAGCACUACAUCACAGAGAGAGGCAGUGGAGAGGUCAACAAGGAGCAUGAGGUCAGACUGAUUGAAACAGCUGCCAAGAAAACUGCCAAGGAGGGAACAAAAAUUAAAUGUGAAGACAUCUUUAAACCCUUGCCGGGACAAGAUCAACCAAUCAGAACAAUAAUGACAACUGGGGGUAGCUGGCAUUGGUAAAACCGUCUUAACAUA